ACUCCCCAUCGUGUCCAUCCACGCGUCCGCGUCCGCGUCGGCGCGCCCCUCACAUGCGAACUAGAGUAAAAAAAAACACACUCAAAAGCGCAGCGCCCGCACGGCUGCACGCCACGAGAUCGCUAGACUAGAUCGAUCGAUCGAUCGAUGCGGAGCCGCCGCCCGCCAACCUCACUACCUCAGCCUGCAUCGCACGCGAAGGGAGGGGCCGUGAGAUGAAGGACGGCAAGUGGCCGCACGCGACGGUGGGCGGCGGGAGGCGAGGGCCCCCUGCCCCCGCCGCGGCGUCGGCGGCGUCGUACACCCUCCUCGCCACCUCCCCGCCGACCAGCGUCAGCAACGACGGCUGCUCGCCGCACUGCCCUCCCAUUCCCGCGUCCGACGUCGACGCGGCCGUCGCCACGAGGCCGCCGUUCCAGCAGCAGCGGGGCAACGCCCAGCUCGGGGUGGCGGACUGGCUUCUGCUGCAGCGGCAGUCCAGCGGGAGCAGCGUCGGCGGCAACGACGUGGAGGGGUCAUCCACCGUCUCCACACUCGCCAACGCGGAGUACAGGGAGAAGGGCGACGCGGACCGGCCGCCGCCGGGCAGCAGCAACAAGAGCUGGGCGCAGCAGGCGGAGGAGGCCUACCACCUCCAGCUCGCCCUCGCGCUCCGCCUCUGCUCCGAGGCAUCCUCUGCCGCGGACCCCAACUUCCUCGACUCCUCCUCUGCCGCCGCCGACCACCUCCAGCACAUUGCUUCUCCCCAAUCCCUUUCCCACCGCUUCUGGGUCAAUGGCAUCUUGUCCUACUCCGACAAGGUCCCGGAUGGCUUCUACCUCAUCCAGGGGAUGGAUCCCUUCAUAUGGACGCUCUGCAGCGACGUGCACGACGGUCGCGUGCCCUCCAUUGAGUCUCUCAGGGCUGUGAGUCACACCGAAUCGUCCAUCGAGGUGGUCAUCGUAGAUAAGGUGGCUGACUAUGACCUCAGGCAGCUGAUAACCACGGCGAGUGAUAUUUCUCGGAACCGUGCCAACUCGAAGGAAAUCGCCACUCGACUCGCUGGCAUUGUGUCCACGAAGAUGGGGGGAUCAGUAGCAUCUACUGAAGAGCACGAGUUGGGUCCCCGGUGGAGAGACUCUGUUGGGUUCCUGAAGAUUAACUCAGGGUCUGUUGUGCUUCCCAUUGGAAAGUUAUCGAUUGGCCAUUGCUGGCACCGAGCAUUACUGUUUAAGACCCUAGCAGACUCCAUCAAUCUGCCCUGUCGCGUUGUGAAGGGAUGCAAGUACUGCAAAGCUGGUGGUGCUGCCUCUUGCUUGGUGCGCUUUGGCCAUGACAGGGAAUAUCAAAUUGAUUUGAUAUGGAACCCAGGAUUUUUGUCUGAACCCGACUCUCUCUUGAAUGGCCUAUCAUCCAUCUCGGUUUGUUCACCAUUGCGCCCACCAAAACACAACUCAGUUGAUAUUGCUGAUAAUUUCAAAUCAUUGGCUAAGCAAUAUUUCCUCGAUUGCCAGUCAUUAAAUCUCAUGUUCAAUGAUCCAGCAGCUGGAACAGCUAUUGACUUAGAUGAGGCCAUUGGAUCAAAUCUCGGUCCAAACUCAUCACAUCCAACAAACAGUGACUUUCAAGCUAGCUUUUCUCAUUUUAAGGCUGGUGCUCAACCCGGUAGUCGAGAUGGAAAUUUUAUAAUGCAAAGAAGUUUCCCUGAGGAUACCCAGUCUGGGCAAAGUGAUCCCUUCAGUGAUAUAUCUCUUGACAUAGAAGACUUGAUUAUCCCAUGGAUCGAACUUGUUUUGAAAGAGAAAAUUGGUGCAGGUUCUUUUGGUACUGUGCACCGUGCAGAUUGGAAUGGCUCGGAUGUUGCUGUAAAGAUUCUAAUGGAGCAGGACUUCCACCCAGAGCAUCUCAAAGAGUUUUUGCGAGAGGUUGCAAUCAUGAAAAGUUUACGGCAUCCAAACAUUGUUCUUCUUAUGGGUGCUGUUACUCAGCCACCAAACCUUUCAAUUGUGACUGAAUACCUAUCAAGAGGUAGCCUGUACAGUCUUUUGCACAGGCAUGGUGCAAGUGAAAAUCUUGAUGAGUGGUGGCGCUUGAGUAUGGCUUUCGACGUGGCAAAGGGGAUGAAUUAUCUUCAUAAGCGCAAUCCUCCAAUAGUCCAUCGGGAUCUAAAGUCACCAAACCUGCUGGUCGACAAAAAAUACACUGUGAAAGUCUGUGACUUUGGUCUCUCCAGAUUGAAGGCAAACACAUUUCUGUCUUCCAAGUCUGCAGCUGGGACUGUCUCCGGUGCUGUGCAGGAAGGGGCUGAGGCGCUCCCUGACUCUUCUGUUGAUGAGUCUGAUGUUUCCUCUGCAUCACCAAUUGCAGAGUCUGAAGAAACUAUUGUACAUCAUACGACAAUGCAGGAAGUUCAGUCGUCUGCUCUUCCGUCGGUCACGUGCCUUAAGCACAACAUCAGCAAGCCUCGUGUUCUGCAUGAUGGUACGGUCUUCUAUGAUCCCCACAUUCGAACUUUUUCUGCUAUUACAUCUGAACUGGUUGAACCGCAUUCUCUUGCUGAAGCUCUACAACAUCCACAAUGGAAAACUGCCAUGAUUGAGGAAUAUGAAGCUUUACUGCAGAACCAAACCUGGCGUCUUGUGCCUCCUGAACCAGGUCAGAAUGUGGUGGAUUGCAAAUGGGUUUAUAAGCUCAAGCAACAGUCGGAUGGUUCUAUUGAGCGAUUCAAAGAACGCUUAGUUGCUAAGGGAUUUCGGCAACAUGGCAUUGAUUAUGAUGAUACAUUUAGUCCGGUGGUUAAGCCUGCUACGGUGCGUUUGGUUCUGUCCAUUGCUGUGUCUCGUGGUUGGCAUCUUCGUCAGGCUGAUGUUAAAAACGCAUUCUUACAUGGUGAUCUUCGAGAGAAUGUGUACAUGAGCCAGCCUCCCGGCUUCGUGGAUAUGACUAAGCCUCAAUAUGUCUGCAAACUUGAUAAAGCUAUUUAUGGAUUGAAGCAGGCUCCGCGCGCGUGGUAUCAAAAACUCAAUACCAAGCUUCAGGAUCUAGGUUUUGCUUCGUCUAAAGCGGACACAUCUCUGUUCAUUUUUUGCAAGGAUGGUGUUACCACGUAUGUGCUCAUAUAUGUUGACGAUUUGGUUAUCGUGAGUUCCUCUGAAUCAUCCAUUGGUAAUCUGCUUUCUCAGUUGCAUCAGUCUUUUGCCAUCAAGGAUCUUGGCCCCCUGCAUUAUUUUCUCAGUAUUGAGGUGGCUGCAGAUCCAGGGGGGAUCACUCUAUCGCAGAAGCGGUAUGUGCAAGACCUUCUGCAGCGCGUGAAUAUGCACAAUUGUAAGCCAGUUCAUACUCCAAUGUCUAGCUCGGAAAAGUUAUCUAAGACAACAUGCACUCCAUUAUCAGCAGAAGGUAUCACUCAAUAUCGAAGUGUGGUAGGUGCCCUUCAGUAUCCAACUAUCACAUGCCCUGAUAUUGCUUAUUCGGUCAACAAGGUAUGCCAUUUUUUGCAAAGUCCCACUGAUGUUCACUAGGGGGCUGUCAAGCGCAUCCUUCGGUUCUUACGGUAUAGCAAAACCGAUGGGAUGAGAAUACAUUGUAACAGCUCCAUGUUGGUCAGUGGAUUCUCAUAUGUAGAUUGGGGGGGGGUGUCCUGAUGACAGAAGAUCAACCGGUG
This is a messenger RNA of Phragmites australis (common reed), 3643 nucleotides long. Its product is annotated as serine/threonine-protein kinase CTR1-like. The transcript has 14 exons. Gene Ontology annotation, biological process: protein phosphorylation. Gene Ontology annotation, molecular function: protein kinase activity; ATP binding. The record is from RefSeq and is a predicted model, not a curated record. The coding region runs from base 216 to 3500 and encodes 1094 amino acids. NCBI's taxonomy places the organism in Eukaryota, Viridiplantae, Streptophyta, Magnoliopsida, Poales, Poaceae.